Messenger RNA from Camellia sinensis, 2816 nucleotides. Its product is annotated as scarecrow-like protein 6. The record is from RefSeq and is a predicted model, not a curated record. NCBI's taxonomy places the organism in Eukaryota, Viridiplantae, Streptophyta, Magnoliopsida, Ericales, Theaceae.
UUUUGUAUGGUUCAGCAAUCCAUGGCAGAACACAGAAGGGUACUACUACUGCUGCUGCUGGGUUACUGCUACGAUACAAACAGGGUAGGGAGAGAACCAGCAAGUCUAGAGAGAGAAAGAGACUGACAUAUAUUUAGGGGAAAAACAAAAAGAGAGAGAGAGAGAGAGAGAGAGAGAGAGGAGGAGGAGGAGGAGGGAGAAAAUCAAAGAAUAUGAAGCUCAUCAUAUGGUGAUAUGGUACUCAAAAGGAAGAGAAAAGGCUGGAAAGAACACAGAGUAAGCUCUCUGGGUAAAUGGGUCUCUUCUCAGAUUCAUGGCUUUGAGGUUGGUUUAAAGCUUAAACCUUUCAAAACCCAUUAAACAACACUUCAAAAAAACCCUUCAAAUCUGAAAUACCCAAAUCCAUUUCCCCCCCUCUUUCAUACCCUUCAGAUCUUCGUUUUCUUGGGUGUUUAUUUGUUUAGAUGAUAGGAAUGCAAUUUAAUUUGCAAGAUAACGGUUUGUUGGAAGUUCCAGGUUUCGAUUCUUCGGAAACAAAGUGGAAGAAGGGAAUCAGUUGCGCGAGCAAUGAACCCAUCUCUGUUCUUGACACCCGGAGGAGUCCCAGCCCUUCUACUUCCACAUCCACCCUCUCUUCCUCUCUCGGCGGCGGCGCAACCGCCGUCUGUGGCGGUUCCGGCGACAACACAGCAAGUCUGGCGGCGGUUUCCGACACAAUCCACCACCUGAAAUGGCCGGAGAGUGGCCCGGUUGGCUUGACAGAGCCCGCCGGCGAAUGGGCGUCGGAGCUUCAGCCGAUUCCGGCGGCACUGGAGGUUUCCGGCGGCGAAAGAUUUGGGAUUGGGUUGGAAGAUUGGGAGAGUUUGUUGUCUGAAUCGGGUCAAGAUCAGUCUAUUCUCCGGUGGAUUGCAACCGAAUUCGACGACGGCAAUGUCGCCCUCGCCGCCGUCGUCAAUCAAGGCUCCACCGCCGUGGACGGUGGCUCUAAUGGUGGUUCUGGUUCAUCUUCAUCUACGCCAAAAAUUUCUUCUGAAACAGGUAAUCCCAGAGCUUCAAAUCUUGGGUUCAACAACAACAACACACAAAUCCCCAUUUUGGGUUCUUCAAUCAACAAUCUCUUUUCUAGUGAUUUGAUCUACCAGCUUGAAAACCCAGAGUCAAAGCCUCAGAUUUUCAAUCCCCAAGUAUUCAUAAACCGACACCAACAACUUUCUCAGCUGUCUCAGACUCAAAUUCAAACACAACCCUCUCAACACCAUCUUCAACAAUCACCAUUAAUGGCUAUAUACGACCAGCUUUACAAAGCGGCAGAGCUGAUACAAUCUGGGAACUUCUCUCUCGCGCAAGAGAUAUUGGCGCGGCUCAAUCACCAGCUCUCUUCCCCUUUGUCAAAACCCUUUCAAAGGUCUGCUUUUUAUUUCAUGGAAGCUCUUCAGCUCUCUCUUCUUAUGCUCAACCAUGUCAAUCCUUUGCCUCCUAGAACUCCUACGCCCUUUGAUGCUUUGUUCAAAAUGGGUGCGUAUAAAUUGCUCUCUGAAGCCUCCCCUGUUACCCAUUUCAUGAAUUUCACUUCUAACCAAGCAAUCCUCGAAGCUCUUGGCUAUGGCGGACGUGUUCAUAUCAUCGAUUUCGAUAUUGGGUUUGGUGCUCAAUGGGCUUCUUUGAUGCAAGAGCUUCCAAGCAGGAACAGAUGCAAAACCCCAUUUUUGAAAAUCACUGCCUUUGCCUCUCCUUUAACCCACCAUCCUCUCGAGCUCAGCCUAAUGCACGAAAAUUUAACCCAAUUCGCCAACGAAAUUGGUGUCAAUUUUGAGCUUGAAGUGGUGAAUUUCGAUGCUUUUGACCCAAACUCUUAUUCAAUCCCUCCUGUCCGAUCACCGGACGAGGCAAUUGCCGUGAGUUUUCCUAUCUGGGCUUGUUCGAAUCGCCUUCCCGUGCUUCCUUCCCUCCUUCGAUUCAUAAAACAGCUUUCCCCAAAGAUAAUGGUGUCGAUGGAUCGUGGGUGUGAAAGAACAGACCUUCCCUUCGCACAGCACCUCUUUCAUGCCCUUCAAUACUAUGAAGUUCUCUUUGACUCCAUUGAUGCAGCUAAUUUAGCUUCUGAAACCAUGAACAAGAUUGAGAGUUUCCUAUUCCAGCCCAGAAUUGAAAGCAUUGUCUUGGGCCGCCUCCGCGCCCCCGACCAUAUGCCCCAUUGGAAACAGCUUUUUGCAUCUGCGGGGUUCUCACCUGUUGCGUUGAGUAAUUUCACUGAAACUCAGGCUGAAUGUGUGUUGAAGAGAAGCCAAGUUGGGGGAUUUCAUGUCGAGAAGCGCCAGGGAUCGCUCGUACUGUAUUGGCAGCUUCGGGAGCUCAUGGUGGCUUCAGCUUGGAGGUGCUGAGGAGCUGCAAUUUCGAUAAGCAAGAAGAUUGGUACUUAGUAUUGCAAACUUUCGAUUAGAGCUUACUUACUAUGCUCUUUGGAAGUAAGUUAAAUAAAUCUUAAACUCUGGUGGUGACCCUCUUUUGUGCUUGUAAAUUUUCUUGCUUGGUAGUCUUCUCUACUUAUUGUCUAUCUAGUCUAGAAUCUAGAAAUAUUAGUUUUGAAAAGAAAAAAAAAUGAAGUGCUAUGUUUGUUAGUUUCAAAUCUUUUGGACAUACUGCUGCUAUGUUAUUUUGAUGCUUUGACAUAUGCUAUAAGAUUUGAAAUAACAGAUUCUUGGAAAUAACAUAUUGCUGCUAUGUUAUUUUCAAAUCUUUAAAGAGUGAUAAUUUUCCAUAUGCUUGAAAUGAAAUGAGGAUGCCACAGAGCAAAAACUCUGCAAUUUUUUUUCUUA